Molecule: messenger RNA, 933 nt
Organism: Equus caballus (horse)
Lineage: Eukaryota; Metazoa; Chordata; Mammalia; Perissodactyla; Equidae
Source: RefSeq, a predicted model, not a curated record
AUGGAGCUAAUGAGCAAUGUGACUGAAUUCAUCCUGCUCGGCCUGACGCAGAACCCAGAUGUGCAGAAACUCUUGUUCCCUGUGUUUGCAGUCAUCUACUUUUUCACUGUGGCAGGAAACCCACUCAUUGUGGUGACAAUCACCACCAGCAGAGCCCUAGGUUCCCCCAUGUAUUUUUUUCUGUCUUUCUUGUCCUUUAUAGAUGGCUGUUGCUCUUUUACUGUGGCUCCCAAAAUGCUAUUUGACUUACUUGCAGAAAAGAAAACCAUCUCCUUCGGUGGGUGCCUGACUCAGCUUUUUGCAGGGCAAUUCUUUGGGGGAGUUGAGAUCAUCCUGCUCACAGUAAUGGCCUAUGACCGCUAUGUGGCCAUCUGUAAGCCAUUGCACUACACAAUCACAAUGAACAGGCAAGUGUGUGGCCUCCUGGUGGUCCUGGCCUGGACUGGGGGAUUUCUUCACGCACUGAUUCAAAUUCUUUUUUUGGUCUGGCUGCCCUUCUGUGGCCCCAAUGUCAUUGACCAUUUCAUCUGUGACCUUUUCCCUCUGCUACAACUCUCCUGCACUGAUACUCACGUCCUUGGACUUUUUGUGGCUGCCAACAGUGGGCUGAUGUAUAUGCUUAUUUUUUUUAUUCUUAUCACCUCCUUUGCCCUAAGACCUCACAGCACUGAAGGACAGCGGAAGGCUCUCUCUACUUGUGUUUCUCAUGUUACUGUAGUCAUCUUAUUCUUUGUACCCUGUAUAUUUGUAUAACUUCGACCUGUGAUUACCUUCCCCAUUGAUAAAGCAGUGGCUGUUUUUUAUACUAUGGUAAUACCCAUGUUAAACCCUUUAAUCUACACCCUCAGAAACUCAGAGGUGAAAAAUGCCAUGAGGAACAUCUGGAGCCAAAGGGUAAUCUUGGAUAACAAUUCAUGUGACUGCAGAAGAUAA